UUAGGUGUUGCUGAGAAGCAUGAAAUUACCAGAAGAGAGAUUAUCAUCAAUGGCAUUGAUACUGAAAAUCAGUUCAAACGCCUGCACCCCACAGUCCGCUGGUACCAGACAUUGGACUCCAUCACAGUGACGCUGAAACUGACAAAUCCGGAGGUUCAGAGCUGUACUUUCUCAUCAGAUCGAGUUGUGUUCAGUGGGAGAGUUGAUGACAAAUGGUAUGAAGCCAACCUGGACCUUCACAAAAACAUUACUGCUGAUCGUUGCUCCUGGAAAGUCAAGGCUAAUGAACCAGUCCUCACACUCAUCAAGCAGACUCCCAUCUACUGGGAGAAACUGGUAAAAGAAAAGAAUAUAUUUGUGAACUACGACUUGGAUCAUUUUGAGGAAGAUGAGGACCGAGCAUGUAACGGCUUGUCUUUUGUGGCAGACAUUGGGGAGGACAACUUGUACGUGAAUUCAGAGACCGACUCCGACAUUGACUGAUUUUUUUAUUCCCUAAGCCCUUCAUAUUCUGUUGGUCUAAGUCCAGUCCAGAAAUAAUUGACUUAUGCUAAAUUUUUCUUGAAAAAUAUUCCUAAGACAUUGCUCUGUCCAUAUUUGUAUUGAUAGAUUUUUUUUCACAUUGAGAUAUUGAACUUUUUCACGAAUAUUCAUUUUUUUGUGUAAUGGAUCAGUAUUUACAAAAAUGGACAAGAAAUACAGGUGAUUGCAACAGCACAGUAAAGCACCACUCUGUUACAGCACAACAAAGCCCUGUAGUCGGUCCACGCUGUAGUCACGCAUGCGCAACAUUUGAAAAAGGACAAACAGUCGCUGGAUUUCUCGUUCCUUGGAAAAUCCUCUAUACAACCUUUAAGUCAGCUGCAGUGUUUCAGGCAUUUAGCACUCGAUAGCAAAGCUAGUGUAAUGGUCAGUGUCAUCCUUUUCUCCAUUUCAGUGUAGACUACAAGAAGAAAUAACAGUUCUCAGCACUUUUUAGUCUUAGUUAGUUGGAUUAAGUUUUGUCAAGUUAUUUUAAGAGGAAAAAGUAGCACAUUCAAUUUUGUUAGCCUCCACAAAAUAUCGCAAUAAAUGUCGUACCAUGAGAUGUAUAUUGUGCCAAAAGAUUUGACUAUUGUUACGUGAGUCUCCCCACCAUAUCGUGAGCUUUCCCAUGACAUCACAUUAAAUAUGCCCUGUCUACCCCCUGGAGCCUUUCCAGCAUCUUCUCACACUUUUUACCAUCCUGUCCUGUUUAGUGUAGGAGUGUAGACGUGAGGUUCUUUACAGUUCUAGUUCUCGGCACUAAAAUAGGUUUGUUGAAUCAAGGCCCUUGUCCCCAGCCUGGGAUUUAGGCCGGCCACAUGCUAUAACAUGUCACCAGACCAAUCCAGGGGCGGCAUUGCAGUUCAUCCUGGAGGGACUCGGACAAAAAUAGAAAGUAUUAGAUAUUUUAUUGAAUGAGUUAGCUUUAGCACUUAGACCAAGUGAAGGGGAUGUUGAAAUGAUGAGAAGCUGAGGUGGUACUGGGGAUUAGGUGCGGCAGCAGCCAGGCACCUGCAAUAAGGGAUUAAAUUGAGCAGAAUGGGCAAUAAUUGGAUUAGGAGGAGGCAAUAAUUUUGUGGGUUUUUUUUGUGAAUGUUGAAAGUUUCUGUUUUGGGUAAGUUGUACCAAGGUUGCUAUGGUUCAUCCUUCAUAGCAAAACUGACAAUUUGAUUUACCUGUAUUGUUAAUUUACUGAGCUAAUGUUUAUCCAAUAUCAAUAGUGCGUUUACAUUGUUUUAAUAAAGCAAUAGUUUACAUGCAUAUCAGUAUUCCGGUUAUCAACCAUAGAAUUAACAAUCGAUUAUCGAUAAUCAUUAAUGGUCUUAUAUUAAAAUUAUCAUAAUUAUUAUUACUAUUAUU
Molecule: messenger RNA, 1884 nt
Organism: Boleophthalmus pectinirostris (great blue-spotted mudskipper)
Lineage: Eukaryota; Metazoa; Chordata; Actinopteri; Gobiiformes; Gobiidae
Product: putative ATP-dependent RNA helicase TDRD12
Exons: 5
Biological process (GO): germ-line stem cell division; transposable element silencing
Source: RefSeq, a predicted model, not a curated record